This is a messenger RNA of Pectinophora gossypiella (pink bollworm), 1386 nucleotides long. RefSeq lists its product as uncharacterized. The transcript has 4 exons. Lineage: Eukaryota; Metazoa; Arthropoda; Insecta; Lepidoptera; Gelechiidae. The record is from RefSeq and is a predicted model, not a curated record. The coding region runs from base 1 to 1386 and encodes 461 amino acids.
AUGGAACAUUCGCUGAAACUGGCGACCCGCGAACUACCGGAGGAUAACGACAUCGCAAAACUCGAGGAGGAGCUGAAGAACCGAGGCUACGAACAGGAGUAUAUCCGGUCCAUCCAGGCCCGCAUAGGCAAGCCUGGUUGCAUCUUCUUCGUUGAGAUCCGGCAAACACUGGGGUUCCAAAAGAUCUACGAAACCUCCGAACUCCUAUAUGCAUGCUCGGCAGAUCAAUGGCUGAAAGCUCAUGAGAAGCAUUUGGAGCAGUCACCACCAACAGAAAUGGAGUUUUGCCCAGUGCCACCAACACCGCAGUACCACAUUGUACCAGCCAAGAAACCUCAACAAGGCCCUACCUUAGCGACCCCGCUGUUUCGGUCGGAAAUAAAUAGAAAGUACCCGCCUUUUUCAAGGCAAUAUCACCCCGCAUCAAAUCAGUACCAGUCGCCGGUACCUACACCUCAAUAUUCGCUGGUUCAACACAAAUACCGGCCGAUCCAACUCCCUGACGUCACAAAACCUCCCCCCAUGUAUACCAGACCAGUUGCUGCUGUCGCCCCCGUGCAGUAUGUGGCAGACCAAUGGCUGGAAGCUCAUGAGAAGCAUUUGGAGCAGUCACCACCAACAGAAAUGGAGUUUUACCCAGUACCACCAACACCGCAGUACCACCUUGUACCAGCCAAGAAACCUCAACAACGCUCUACCUUAGCGACCCCGCUGUUUCGGCCGGAAAUAAAUCUAAAGUACCCGCCUUUUUCAAGGCAAUAUCACCCCGCACCAACUCAGUACCACCCCGCACCAAAUCAGUACCAUCGCGCACCAACUCAGUACCAACCCGUACCAACUCCAUACAAGUCGCAGCUACCAACACCUCAAUAUUCGCUGGUUCAACACAAAUACCGGCCGAUCCUACUCCCUGACGUCACCAAACCUCCCCCCAUGUAUAACAUACCAGUUGCUGCUGUCGCCCCCGUGCAGUAUGUGGCAGACCAAUGGCUGAAAGCUCAUGAGAAGCAUUUGGAGCAGUCACCACCAAUAGAAAUGGAGUUCUACCCAGUACCACCAACACCGCAGUACCACCUUGUACCAGCCAAGAAACCUCAACAAGACCCUACCUUAGCGUCCCCAAUGUUUCGGCCGGAAAUAAAUCUAAAGUACCCACCAUUUUCAAGUCAGUAUUACCCCGCACCAACUCAGUACCACCCCACAUCUCCUCAGUACCAACCUGUACCAACUCCAUACCUUUCGCCGGUACCAACACCUCAAUAUUCGCUGGUUCAACACAAAUACCAGCCGAUCCAACUUCAUAACGUCACAAAACCUCCCCCCAUGUAUACCAGACCAGUUGCUGCUGUCGCCCCCGUGCAGUAUGUAUACACAUAUCUCCCGUAA